Botrytis fragariae is the source of this 738-nucleotide messenger RNA. RefSeq names its product putative heterokaryon incompatibility protein. The transcript is spliced from 4 exons. The record is from RefSeq and is a predicted model, not a curated record. Lineage: Eukaryota; Fungi; Ascomycota; Leotiomycetes; Helotiales; Sclerotiniaceae. The coding region runs from base 1 to 738 and encodes 245 amino acids.
AUGAAAUUGUAUCGGCCAAAUUACAGCGCCAGAUUGAUCGAUAUAUACACAGAAGUGUUCAAACUGAUGCUGCAAGAGGCUGGUAAUGAUUAUCGAUGCAUGAUAGGACCUGCGUUUGGUUCGGAUCAUUCGAACCUCCCUUCAUGGGUUCCUGAUUUUUCAGUUACCACACCGUUCGUGGAGGUCGAAGCUGUGAUCCGAAGAAUCUCAUCAUUUACGCUGUGUGAGGCUUCAGUGGGUAGACACAAUUUCGACCGUAGGUUCCUUAUUGCCGACUGUCAAUAUUUCGGCGGAGGCGCUGAAGGAUAUAUAGGAACCUGUAGAGAGGCUUCUGUUCGCAUGGUUCUAUCCCGUGUCACAUGUGCUUCGAAGAUAGCUGACGGGAUACAAAUCAAGACAAACGAUCUUCCUAGUAUGGAAGAAUGGAGCCAAUUUUUGGGCCGAGAUGUGUGGACUUUACAAGAAGAAUACAGAGGGGCAUUUGAGAUAUCCAGUACGGGCCGUUGUUUCUACGUCACGAAAAACGGAAAGAUGGGCCUUUGUCACCCGCAGGUAAAGACUGGCGAUCAGGUCUGGGUCUUGAAGAAUUUCAACUCGCCUUUCGUAUUGAGAAAAGCUGACAGUGAAAGUAGUAAUGCUCGGCUGUAUAGGUUUAUUGGGGAUUGCUAUCUUGAUGGGACUAUAGAUGAAGAGACUGUAAAAGCAACGAAGGAAGGAACUUGUAUCACAAUAGUUUGA